AAUUAAUAUGCUAUACGAAUUUGAAAGCACUCUCUUUUAAGUUGAACACUUAGAAAAGUUUCCAAGUCUUGAAGAAUAGCCCUUUCUAUAUAAAUACAGAGCAAGAACCUUAUUACAAUAAUUAUUGCAAAAAACAUAAGACCCUUUGCAAUAAGCCAUUAUCCAUUACUAAUUAGGAGUAAAUUUUCUAGAUUGUGAAGAAAAUGGAGAAUGUAAUUUUUCAAUUUCUAUUCAAUCUAGCUAGAAAGAAUAUGGCUAAAUCACUAUAACUCUUUUCUUAGAUUGAAGACAUCGAAAAUUACUUGACUUAUAUUUAAUCAAUCUACAAUCAUUUAGGGUUCUUGGCAGUCAAUUUAGAUGAUAAUGAAACCGGAUUAGCCAUAUUGGCUAAAGCAGAACGAUUAGGGGAAUACUUGAUUGCCAAAGGAGACUUUGAAAAAAGACCCUUAAAAGUACAAGGAGGAUUUGAAAGAGCCUAAGAAUUUUACACAAUCACUUUGUUUUAUAUUGCAUAGGCAUAUACAAAACUUGGAAUCAAAGAUAAAGUAUUAAAGAAAUAUGAUAAAUUAGGCUGCUUACUAUUGUGGAUAGACAAUGUUGAGAUAAUUCAAAUCUAAAACUUACGAAUUAAGAGAUUUUGUUAUUAAUUGCAUAUCUUUAUCUGAGUAUUAUUCAGGUAUUUGGAACUUUGCCUAAGCUUUUUAUCUUCUCUUAGUUGGUGAGGCAGUCAUUCCAGAAGGAAAAAGAAAAAAGCUGUAUUUAUUUAUUGUAAUCUUAGUCGUGCCACUUUGCAAAUGGCUUAAGGGAAAGUAAUAGGAGAUAUGAUGUCAUAUUGUGUUGAUUGUAUUAAGAGUAAUUAAUAGAAUGACCCCAGUCUUUCUAAACUAUUUAAUAAAUAUAGCAUUACAUUUGAUGGUGUUAAUGUUAAAUAACUAGUAUCGCUUAUUUUUAUCACUUUAGGUAUUCUAACCAAGUAAAACAUUUGAUGAAAUUAAGUCCUUGUUUAGACAAUCUAAUACUUUAUAUAAAAAGGCAAUGACAAUAUUUGUAUUAGAUGGAUUUGUAACAGAACACAUUCAAAUGCUUAGUGAGAUCUCAAUUAUGUAUAAAGUUAUUAUGAGUCUUGAACCUGAUCCUAAUAAUGUGAUUGCCUAUUUAGAAAAAAGAUUAGAUGUGCUACUUCCUGUUUUUAAUGCCAUCAAUCCAAAAGCUUAUCAGAAUACAUAUGAAAAAUUAUUGGUUGAAAUUGCAGAAAUCAACAACGAAUUGUAUGAGUUUUUAGUUAAAUUUAAUGAAAUUGACGACUUCCAAGGAGGCAAAAAUAAAAAAUUAACUGAAAAAAUGAAUAAAGCAUGUCUCAAUACCAUAUAAUAUUAUGAAAAAAUUGUUGAAUAAUUGAAACUGCUUGAAGAGAAAUAGAGAGAUUAAGCAUAUUAUUCAUCCAUCACAACAGCUUAUUUCAACAUUGCUAAAGCAUAAUCAAAGUUCUUUUCGAAGGACAACAAAAUUAAAGUGUAAUAUUUAGUCAAUUCUCUAAAUUAAUAUAAACAAUUAGUUUAGUUUAUUAACCAAUAAAAUUAACAAAAUGAAUUUUAAGCUGUUUUACAGAUGUGCAAGGAGAUGAUUUAGAUCUUACCAUCUAAAAUUGAUAGAAUUAAUUAUAUGUGAG
Paramecium octaurelia is the source of this 1669-nucleotide messenger RNA. The record is from the annotation of a GenBank genome assembly. Lineage: Eukaryota; Ciliophora; Oligohymenophorea; Peniculida; Parameciidae.